Molecule: messenger RNA, 1924 nt
Organism: Triplophysa dalaica
Lineage: Eukaryota; Metazoa; Chordata; Actinopteri; Cypriniformes; Nemacheilidae
Gene: bnip1a
Product: BCL2 interacting protein 1a
Exons: 6
Coding region: 25-714 (229 amino acids)
Biological process (GO): retrograde vesicle-mediated transport, Golgi to endoplasmic reticulum
Cellular component (GO): endoplasmic reticulum; SNARE complex
Molecular function (GO): SNAP receptor activity
Source: RefSeq, a predicted model, not a curated record
UAUCAGCGUUCGCAGAAUGCAGCGAUGGACGCUUCUGCAGAUGUCCUCGUACGAAUAUGUGAACAAGAAAUCAUCAAAUAUGAUUUUGAAAUAAAAGCUUUAAUUCAGGAUGUCAGUGAAUGUACAGGACCACAAAGCAAACAGACAGAUUUACAUUUUAAAGUGAAAGAGACAUUCAACAACCUUCGACAACGGAUUCAGGAUUUGGAACAGAUGGGAAAAGAACAAGACAAAGAAUCUGACAAGCUGGACCUUCUCAAUAAAGUUGAAGGACAUCGGAAGCAAAUGCUUAGUAAUCAGACAGCUUGGAGAAAGGCAAAUCUUGCCUCUAAACUGUCCAUUGAUCAGUUGGAGAAAGAAGAUUUGUUAAAUUCAAAGAACAUGUCUGUAAGGCAUAGAAAAAUGACAAAAGAGAGUCUGGCUCAGACCUCCAGUGACAUCACAGAGAGUUUGAUGAACAUCAGUCGGAUGAUGUCACAGCAGGUUCAACAGAGUGAGGAGGCCAUGAACACACUAGCAACUUCAUCAAGAACAGUGCUGGAAACCCACGAAGAGUUUAAGGCUAUGUCAGGAACCAUACAGCUGGGCCGAAAACUCAUCAUUAAGUACAAUCGGCGGGAACUUACAGAUAAGCUGCUAAUUUUCCUGGCUCUGGCUCUCUUCUUGGCUACAGUGCUAUACAUUCUGAAGAAAAGACUGUUCCCUUUCUUUUGAGUGUGAUGACUGCUAAAUAUCUGCAUUGUUUGCAAGUGGAAUACACCUUGAAGGGAAAGUUCACCCAAUAAUGACCUUACCCUCAACAUUCUUCAAAAUUCUCAUCUUGUGUCAUAUUUCCAAGUGAACUAUUCCUUUAAAGCUUAUUUCUAAAACUGCAUGUGUCAGCACAGACUGAGAUGAUAUGAGCUUACCACAAAAAAGAAAAUCUAGUGGUAAAUCUGUAACUUCAUUAUGGUUGCAUUUCAUUCUCUUGACAUAUUUUAUUUAUGAACAUUAUUGUAUAUAUCAAAUGAUUAUAAAUAAGACUUAAUCUAAGCUGUUCCAUUAAAGAAAAGGCACUAUAAAAGCAGCUAAACGUGUUAAAUAUAAUGAAAUUGUUGGUAACAGCAUGUUUUAACUGUUUUAAGUAGGUUUAGAGACCAAAUUACCAGUGUUUGGUUACAAAAAACAUUACUGGUAAACUAGUUUUUUUUAGAUGUCAAAUAGUCAUAAUGUUAUGAAUUUUGGUGGAAUCAAUUACACGAUUGCAAAUUUUGUCUAAUAAAAAAAAUUAAUCUUUUUUUUUCAAUUAAAAUAAAAAGAAAAAUAGCCGGUAAUAUAUUUGUUCUGCAAUAUAUUUGUUCUCUUCAGAGAAGGGUUAAUUUAUGUCUAAGAAUUUAACCCUUUAUGUAGUAGCCAGCCCUCCAGUUUUCCAUGUAAAUCCCUCUAACUGGAUGCUGUCACAUGAACACCUACGGUAUGACAGGCAAAUUAGGUGAGUUAAACUCACAUCCUGGGCAGCGAUGAAGCAGCGGCUGUUAUGCUGGGCAGGAGAGAACUGGUGUAUCACAGGGGGGAAAAGCUCAGAAAAGCUAUGGCCAUAAUCAGAGUUCUACUGAUAAAGAGGCAUGCAACCCUGUCUUUCCUCCGAUAAGACCCGGAAAAGCUGAUUAUUCUAUCCCUGGUCUCUUUCUCGCUCUCUCUCUACCUUUCUCUCUCUGUCAUUCUCCUGCUAUUGUGGCUGGAGGACAAGGUCUGUUAUUUUUAGAGAUGUGUGUCUAUGUUAUCUGACUUGUUCUUUUCAACGCCUCUGAAGAGUGGGCCACUAUUAUAACUGUGUGACCUUUCUCUCUACCUCUCAGUGGCCCCAUAUUUGACUUGAAAUUAUAGUUAUAUGGUAAGUAACCUCUGUGGUAUUGCAUGCAUGCAGAUACAGCUCAGACUUUGU